UCUUUCCCACUGGAGGUUUCCCGCAGCACCUCCCUUUCAUCUCAAGCUCUCCUUGUUCCCAAGCUUCGAACAAUCCGACGAGAAGGAAGCGGACGCGAGACCGGAAAGCGAUCAAGGGAUCGAAUCCAUCAACGCGUCGAGAUGUCUUCGCCCGCCGAGUACUACAAUUCACUUCCAACUAUAAGCAAGGCAUUUGGGACAUUGUGUUUCUUUACCACUGUGCUGGCUCAGCUCCAGAUACUGAGCCCGCCCUUUCUUGCCUUAUAUUACCCCUUUGUGUUCAAGAAGUUUGAGAUAUGGAGGCUAUUUACUAAUUUCUUUUUCCUGGGCAAAUUUUCCAUCAACUUUGGUAUUCGCCUUCUGAUGAUAGCAAGGUAUGGUGUGCAGUUGGAAAAGGGUGCAUUUGAAAAGCGGACUGCAGAUUUCUUGUGGAUGAUGAUAUUCGGUGCCAUCUCACUACUGGUACUGUCUGCUAUUCCCCUACUGAAUUCUUAUUUCUUGGGAGUACCCAUGGUCAGCUUGCUUCUUUAUGUCUGGAGCAGAGAGUAUCCGAAUUCUCAGAUUAACAUGUAUGGCCUUGUCCAAUUGAGGUCGUUUUAUCUUCCAUGGGCUAUGCUUGCAUUGGAUGUGAUAUUUGGGUCACCUAUACUUCCUGGCCUUCUGGGUAUUAUGGUUGGACAUUUGUACUACUUCCUUGCGGUGUUGCACCCACUAGCCACUGGAAAGAACUACCUCAAGACUCCAAAAUGGGUACACAGCAUUGUUGCUCGAUUCAGAUUAGGCGUGCAGGCAAACUCUCCGGUCAGGCCUGCCAACACCGGCGCCGGUCCCUUCAGAGGAAGAAGCUAUAGACUCAAUCAAUAAUAUUGACCUGGACAACACACCUUGUAUUGUGAUGCCUGUUCCGAAUUGCUAUGUAGAAGCAGAGCUCCGAACAUACUAAGGGUCAACCAGGAUUAAGGAUUGUCUUCUUUUAGAGGCACUAAAAGAACUAGACUUCUUGCGCAGAAUGGUUGAUGUGCGGAUUUAGUUCCUAACAAUGUUGAUCUUCCUUUUUUUACACAGGAAUAUAAUUGUGUUUUAUGCCAGUUUGUCUUCUAUGGUUCGUGUCGAAAUAAUUGUGUUCCUCAUUUUAGGGAAAAAAUUGAGAAUAAAUUUGCAUGAGAUUGUGCUA
Phragmites australis (common reed) is the source of this 1174-nucleotide messenger RNA. Its product is annotated as derlin-1. The record is from RefSeq and is a predicted model, not a curated record. The transcript has 7 exons. Gene Ontology annotation, molecular function: ubiquitin-specific protease binding; misfolded protein binding. The coding region runs from base 142 to 864 and encodes 240 amino acids. Gene Ontology annotation, cellular component: Hrd1p ubiquitin ligase ERAD-L complex; endoplasmic reticulum membrane. Lineage: Eukaryota; Viridiplantae; Streptophyta; Magnoliopsida; Poales; Poaceae. Gene Ontology annotation, biological process: endoplasmic reticulum unfolded protein response.